Messenger RNA from Haliotis rufescens (red abalone), 1867 nucleotides. RefSeq lists its product as uncharacterized. The record is from RefSeq and is a predicted model, not a curated record. Gene Ontology annotation, molecular function: protein binding. The transcript is spliced from 4 exons. Lineage: Eukaryota; Metazoa; Mollusca; Gastropoda; Lepetellida; Haliotidae. The coding region runs from base 479 to 1420 and encodes 313 amino acids.
GCAUGAAACACACUUCGCUCGCCAGGUGCGAUUGGUGUGUGGAGUUGAGUAAGCAGGCGACAGACAAGACUGGAUGUCGUUUCCUGAAUAUAACCCUCCAUACAUACAGUGACAUAUGACUCACUGUUACACCGGGUCAUGAAUGCUUAAUGGAGUAAACUGCACAGACACAGACCUCACACCUGAGAGUUUCACCUGUUGAGAGUAAACUGCUCCGGACAUUGUUUACCCGAACAUCAACAAAGACCAACUAUUCACGACAGGCAGUGACCCGUCACGGCGCACCGUGGGAAGCUAUGUACGGUAUUGUCUACCAACAUCUCAGUCAGUUCAAGUAGUAUUGAUGGGCGGAGGGGACGGGCGGGAUUGGCUGUAAAUAGAAGGAAAUAGGUGCGAUUAUGCGAGGACGUUACGAUGUGGAUUCAUUGAUUGCUGACGCCCCGUCAUGAUGUAGAGGCCUCACAGCGCCACCCCCACCAUGCGCCACUCCGUGUAUCUCCACGUACUCUCGUCCUUCAACAUCAUCCUCAUUGGACUAGCGACCAAUGGAAGCACGUACUGCGAACACGUGCGCUGUGAGAAUAACAACCCCUGCAGAACUAUCUUCUCCCACGGCAAGGGGGACAGCCAUGUUUCCGCCGAAUGUGUGUGUCACGGGAAGUGGGCGGGGACACUGUGCGAGUCCCAGAUCCACGUGACUCCCGGCGUCAUCACGUCCUCCAGUGCCGAGGUCGUCAUCAGUAUCAAAAGUCCAAACACAAACACUCUGCAGCCCAGCCAACAUAGUUUCUCAUACACCCUCAUGUAUUGGAACAACAGCACAGACCACGCCUGCGCACUGCUACAGGAACUGACGUCACAAUCCUACGAUGUUGUUGGUUUAGAACCAAGUACAGAUUAUACAAUAUGUGUUGAAAGUGGGAUGGUGGAAACGUGUUUCUUGACGUAUCACAACGAUACGACGUUAUCCACAAACUGCCUCGUUAUAACAACGGAAGGGUUUACAAGUCGUUCACAUUCCAAUAAUGCAGCGGCCAUUGCUGCCAGCAUACUCAUCGUCAUUGUCGUUCUAGGAAUACUUUUCGCUGCAAUUAUUUUGAGAAGAAGACAUUUUUUAUUAGUCGACAACUUAUUUGGGAUGUGUCGAUGUGCUUGUUGUCGAAAGAGGCGCCCUCGGGCGUCUAUGGCAGCUACUGACUUAAUUGUCUUCCCUGAUUCACCGUUAAUGGAGACUUCGACAAAAUUAGACUUUGCUCCAUCGAGUCCCGGGAAGCCGAAACAUCGGUUAUUAAAACAGCGGUCCAGAGGAUAUGCUGCGUAUUCAACGAAAAAUGAAAAGAAAAUAGUUCUGACAACCGUAUUAGAAUAUAAUCAAGAUGGAGAGCUGUUAGAAACUGAUCCAUUGUCACAUAUAACUUGAGUGCAAUGUUUGUGUAGUGACGAUGUUCUUGAUCAACACUGGUGCUUAAACAAUGUUUGGAAACGGUUGGCCCCGUCGUUUAAGGCGCCGCCAUUGGCCGUGCAGAGUUGCGUCCCUUGGGCACGCCAGUAACUUAUGAUCGCGGGUUCGAAUCCCGGUUCGUCCAGAUUAUGUUUCUGGGUUUGUCAGCACCAUGCCAUGGUUUUGGGUUUCACUAAAGUGGUAAACGUCUCAGACCUGAAUCACAUCGGGCCUAACACACAAGUUGACAUGCUGUGAUAUAACUGGAAUACUGUUUAAAGCGGCGUUAAAAACCCAACUCACUCACUCACUUACUCUAAACAACGUGCUUGCUGCAUCUGUCUCACUGUCCGAAUCGGUAAUUAUCAUGUAAAGUAUUUGAACUACAUGUAUUAUAUCAAAAAAUAAAAUAUUUGCUCUAUUUUA